Anastrepha ludens (Mexican fruit fly) is the source of this 2523-nucleotide messenger RNA. RefSeq names its product glutactin. The record is from RefSeq and is a predicted model, not a curated record. The transcript is spliced from 6 exons. Lineage: Eukaryota; Metazoa; Arthropoda; Insecta; Diptera; Tephritidae. Bases 364 to 2325 code for a protein of 653 amino acids.
GAUACUAAGUAGUUUAAUGCUGUGUGUUUCUGUGUUUAAUCUUAAUUUUUAUUAGUGUGCGAUCAACCGAAAUUUGAAAAUAAAUCGGUUGUGAAAAAUAUUGAGCUAUUGCCUUUCUACGAGUGUAUUUAGGCAACGGUAUGUAUGUAAAUGCAUAUGACGAUAUGUACAAUUAUAAAUUAUAUCUGAAUAUUCAUAAAUUCAAAUAAGAAACGAAAAAAUGUGAGCGAAAACCCCCCGAGUUGUAAAUAUAAGAAAUCGAAUAAGAAGGAAAGUGUAAUCAAAGAAAGAAAGCAGAAGGUUUUAACUACACAUAAUUUAAAAAAAUUAGUUCAGUUGGUUCAUCGUUGCAGUUGCGUUAACAUGGCAAACGAACGAAUACUUUCCGUGUUAUUAGUAGUUUUAGUGGUCCUGGCUCUUUGUGUCCACGCCCAAAAGCAGGAGGGUGGUAAGCGUCAAAAGGGACAAAAACAACAGCAACAACAACGUAUAGAGCAAACGCCGAUUCCAAAACCUAAUAGUCCAACAAAGGUCCGAAAAAACAGUUAUGUGACCAAAGACAUUCCGGGACUGGGACGAGUCCGCGGUCGUACAUUUAAAACUGAAUGGUCAGGCAAAUCCAUAAUGCAAUUUCUCGAUAUCCCGUACGCAAAAGCUCCUGUUGGUACACUCCGUUUUAAGCCUCCAGUGCCGGCAGAUCCAUGGCAGGGAGUUUUAAAUGCUCAUAAAUCACACGUUGGCUGUCCUUCUUUGCAAAAUUUGUACAAUUUGGAUAUUUGGCGAAAGAAGAAAAUUGAUUUCGAAAACUGUCUGCGAUUGAGUAUCAGCUCAAAAUUUCUCAGUGAUAAGUCACCCGUCAUGGUUUACAUUCAUGGUGACUUCCUUUAUGACGGCAGCAGCGGUCAAGCUACUCCUGGCUAUUUGCUGGAAGAAGAUGUUGUAUUGGUCUCGAUUCGCUAUCGCUUGGGUCCAUUUGGAUUUUUGUCUACAAUGAGUGACGAAAUUCCCGGAAAUGCGGCGGUGCACGAUGCAAUUUUAGCUCUUAAGUGGAUUCAGAAUCACAUUUCAGCUUUCGGUGGCGAUCCCACACGUGUUACGCUUUUUGGCCAAGUGGGUGGAUCAGCACUGAUCAAUGUGUUGACUAUGAGUCCCGUUGUUCCGGAUGGUCUAUUUCAUCGAAUUAUUUAUCAAUCUGCUUCGGCUUUAACACCCGCCUUCAUCACCGAUAAUCCACUGCCGGCGGCCAAAGAUAUAGCUGAGUACGCCGGAUGCAAAAAACUGAACAAAGUAGAUGCACUUAAUAAGUGUUUGCGAAAACUGAACACGACAACGUUAUUGACCGCAUUCAGUGUGCAUGGUGAUGCUAAUGCCCAUUUGGGAAUCGGUAGUUACGGAGGGGUGCAAAUUGUAAUCGGUGGUCCGUCGGGCAUACUACCAAAGCAUCCAGGGGAACUAUUAGCGUCACAAGACUUCAAGGCCUACCCUACGCUUGGUGGCAGUGUCAAAAAUGCAGGCACUUUUUUGCUAAAAGACAUCUAUAUCGAUAAUUUUAAUGAGACAAUUAUUGAUGAUAAACUCGACGGCAUUGGCUACAUUGACCACAUAAUAGCCCAGAGUAAUGGAGCUGAUCCAACAGGUGCUUGGAAGAAAUUUGCUAUCGAAGAGAUAUUCACUCCUGGAGAGAUAAAGAACGGCUCAUUCUAUACGCUCGUUCCAGGGCUGAUUGAUAUGUGCAGCACCAUACCGUUUAAGAAUCCUGUUUUACUGACGCUACAAGCUAAUGCAAAGAAACUUGCGAACAGGACAUAUCUGUAUUCAUUCGAUUAUGAUGGCGAGCUUAAUCGUUAUUCUAAUAGCGCAGAAGCAUACGAAUUGACGCCUUUUGAACUAGGAGUGUCCCUUACCGAUGAUAAUUUAUAUCUUUUCCCUUGGCCGCGACAUAGUCAUCUAAAUCUAAAUCGUGACAUUAAAAUUGCGAAGCGUAUGGUUGCCUACUGGACUUCAUUUGCAGCCAAUGGAGUGCCAAUGGCCCCGAAUACACCGGCUUGGCCGGCUAUGACAGAAGAAACGGGUCCCUACUUAAAAAUUGGCAAAACUGUAACAAUUGGAUAUAAUUAUCUUAAAGAAUAUACAAUCGCCGUUAAAGAGGCACGAUUGGGAUACAACCUUGUAAAUGAAGAAUUCUUUGAUAGUUUAGUAGAUAUUACUGAGACUGCAAAAGAAGUGACGGAUGAAGAGGAUGCCCAAGAAGAUGAAUAUGAUAAAAGUGAGGCAAACGAAAGAAAAUUUGACUUUGUACUUGUCGCAAAGAAAGGUACUGUCUAAGUUAAAAAGUAGUGAGAAUGUAUAAACAAAUGUACAUACACGCUAAGGUAUGCUGAGAUUAAAAUGCCCCUCUGUUUGGUAUAUUUGUAUAUGGGUGAUAUAGGUUUUCUUAAAUAUUUAUUUAACUUAUUAUUUAGAAAUAAACUCAUUUUGAUAUUCAAACAAAUGAAAAUCUUGAAUCAUUAUAUCCAACAAUUA